Budorcas taxicolor (takin) is the source of this 3303-nucleotide messenger RNA. RefSeq names its product solute carrier family 24 member 1 (gene SLC24A1). The record is from RefSeq and is a predicted model, not a curated record. Gene Ontology annotation, molecular function: calcium channel activity; calcium, potassium:sodium antiporter activity. The transcript has 9 exons. Gene Ontology annotation, cellular component: membrane. Bases 1 to 3303 code for a protein of 1100 amino acids. Gene Ontology annotation, biological process: intracellular calcium ion homeostasis; long-term synaptic potentiation; long-term synaptic depression. Lineage: Eukaryota; Metazoa; Chordata; Mammalia; Artiodactyla; Bovidae.
AUGGGGAAAUUGAUCAGGAUGGGGACACAGGAAAGGCGGUCACUCUGGCCAAAGCGGCUUCAUUGGAGCCGCCCCCUCUUCCUAUUGGGAAUGUUGAUCAUAGGUUCCACCUACCAGUACCUGACGAGCCCACAGGGCCUCCCCACACUGUGGGCAGCAGUCUCUUCCCAACACCCUGUAAAAGUAGCCAGCCGGGACCUUUCCAACAAGGAGAUGAUGAUGGUGAGCAGUGAGACUUCAAAAUCUAGCUCUGAAAUGGAGGUUGAGGCAUGGGCACCUGAAGCCACAGCAGGCAGAGAUGGAACAACACCUGGCAUAGCAAUGAAGAACACCCCCAGUACACCUAGAAGAACAGCCAGCAUCACUCCAACGAUACCCAAGAAUAACUACAGCCCAACACCAAAAGGCACAGGAAAAGUUAAGGAAGACACCUCAGCCACACCCAGCGGAGAACUGAAUCACUACACUCGAAGCAGACCAAUGGUAAAUAGUUAUACCCCCGUGACACCCAGGGGAGAAGUAAAGAGCUCCCGCCCAACUCAAUCCAGGGGAAAGGUGGAGAAAUACUCCCCAUCCCCACUUGGUAGAAUGGUAAACAGUUAUGCCCCAUCUACACUCGUGACAAUGCCAAGGAGCCAUGGGAUCACCCCCAGAACAACAGUGAAAGACAGUGAAAUUAUGGCAACCAAGAAAACGCUGGCGACCAACCCCUCCAAGAGACUAGUGGAGAAAACCACCCCAGCUCCUCUCAAGGAAAUAAGUAACACCCCAACCUUCCUGUUAAGUGACUUAGACACCUUGACUUCUCCAAGAAAUGUGGUAGAAAAGAAGACCCUAACUACCCCCAGAAGAGUGGACAGUAAUAUCUCAACCAACCCCCAGGAGUUGGUGGGGAAAAACAAUCGGACAACACCCCAAGGAGUGGUCCUGGAGCACACUGCGGCCGUCUCUGAGGGGCAAGUGACAAUAACCACCAUGACACGCAGCAGCCCAGCAGAAACCAAAGCUUCUACUGAUGCUUGGACAGUCAGGAAUCCCUUGUCCAGAACCAGUGCACCGACCAUCAGAAUAUCCUCAACCACCUUCAGGGGGCUUUUGAAGAACCCUUCCAAAGCACCCAGCACCCCAGCAACUCCCAGAGUCAGGGCAAAUCUGACCGUUCAGGUCCGCCACUGCCUGGUGGUGGAGCCAGCCCCAGUUGCACCCACUGCCCCCUCCCCUAGUUGGACAACAGCUGCGAUCCCAGAGAUUCCUAGUCCCUCAGGACAGCCAGACCUGCACCCCAAGGCAGAGUACCCCCGAGACCUGUUCAGUGUGGAGGAGCGGAGGCAGGGCUGGGUGGUCCUGCACAUCUUUGGCAUGAUGUAUGUGUUUGUAGCCUUGGCCAUCGUUUGUGACGAGUACUUUGUCCCUGCCCUGGGCGUCAUCACAGACAAGCUGCAGAUCUCUGAGGAUGUGGCAGGCGCUACAUUCAUGGCUGCUGGAGGCUCUGCCCCCGAGCUCUUCACCUCCCUCAUCGGCGUCUUCAUCUCCCAUAGCAAUGUGGGCAUCGGCACCAUAGUGGGCUCUGCGGUGUUCAACAUCCUCUUUGUCAUUGGCACUUGUGCCCUCUUCUCCCGGGAGAUCCUCAACCUCACCUGGUGGCCCUUGUUCCGUGACAUCACCUUCUACAUCUUUGACCUAAUGAUGCUCAUCCUCUUCUUCCUGGAUAGCCUUAUUGCAUGGUGGGAGAGUGUGCUACUGCUGCUGGCUUAUGCCUUCUAUGUGUUCACCAUGAAGUGGAACAAACAGCUCGAGCUCUGGGUGAAGGAGCGGCUCAACAGGAGGCCAGUGGCCAAGGUCAUGGCCCUAGGGGACCUCAGCAAGCUGGGCGAUGGGACAGUUGUGGUGGAUGAGCAGCAGGAUAACAAGAAGCUGAAGCUUUCGUCCAUGCUGACCCGAGGGAGCAGCUCGGCCUCUCUGCACAACAGCACCAUCCGCAGCACCAUCUACCAGCUCAUGCUCCACAGCCUGGACCCUCUGGGGGAAGCCCGGCCCUCCAGGGACAAGGAGGAGGAGACCUUGAUUCAGGAGGCAAAAGCCACGCCUCAGGCCAAAGCAGAGAGCAGACCAGAAGAGGAGGAGCCGGCCAAGCUCCCUGCGGUCACGGUCACACCAGCCCCUGCUCCAUGCGUCAAGGGAGAUCAGGAGGAGGAUCCUGGCAGUCAGGGAGUAGGGGCUGAAGCUGAGAGCACAGGUGAAAGGACAGGUGGCAAGGCGGCAGCUCCUGCUGAAGGUGAAAGUGGAGAGCAAAGCGGAGGCGACGCUGCCUUAGAAGGUGAAAGUGACGGAAGAGGAGAGAAUGAAAGUGAAGGUGACAUCCUGGCAGAAAGGAGAGGAGGUGAUGAAGAUGAAGGUGAAAUCCAGGCAGGAGAAGGUGGUGAAGUGGAAGGUGAUGAUGGUGAAGUGGAAGGUGAUGAUGGUGAAGUGGAAGGUGAUGAAGAUGAAGGUGAAAUCCAGGCAGGAGAAGGUGGUGAAGGUGAAACUGGAGAACCGGAAUUGAAUGGUGAAAUUCAAGGUGAAGCCAAAGAUGACGAGGAAGGUGUAGAUGGUGAAGGGGGAGGUGAUGGAGGUGACAAUGAAGAUGAAGAGGAAGAUGAAGAAGAGGAAGAGGAAGAGGAGGAGGAGGAAGAGGAGGAAAACGAGCAGCCUUUGUCCCUGGAAUGGCCUGAGACCAGGCGGAAGCAAGCCAUUUACCUCUUUCUCCUGCCCAUUGUGUUCCCGCUGUGGCUGACGGUUCCCGACGUCCGGAGGCUGGAGGCUAAGAAGUUUUUUGUUCUCACCUUCCUGGGAUCCAUCCUGUGGAUAGCCAUGUUCUCAUACCUCAUGGUUUGGUGGGCUCACCAGGUUGGCGAAACAAUAGGGAUUUCUGAAGAGAUCAUGGGUUUGACAAUCCUAGCAGCAGGCACAUCAAUUCCUGACCUCAUCACCAGUGUGAUUGUCGCUCGGAAAGGCCUGGGAGACAUGGCUGUGUCAAGCUCCGUGGGCAGUAACAUAUUUGAUAUCACCGUGGGCCUGCCCCUUCCUUGGAUGCUUUUCUCUCUCAUCAAUGGAUUGCAGCCUGUUGCUGUCAGUAGCAACGGCUUGUUCUGUGCAAUUGUUUUGCUUUUUCUCAUGCUCCUGUUUGUGAUCUCUUCAAUUGCAUUAUGCAAGUGGAGAAUGAACAAGGUCCUGGGCUUCACCAUGUUCCUCCUGUACUUCGUAUUCCUGAUCAUCAGUGUGAUGCUGGAAGAUCGAAUCAUAUCCUGCCCUGUAUCUGUCUGA